This is a messenger RNA of Morone saxatilis (striped sea-bass), 3157 nucleotides long. RefSeq names its product deoxynucleotidyltransferase, terminal, interacting protein 2 (gene dnttip2). NCBI's taxonomy places the organism in Eukaryota, Metazoa, Chordata, Actinopteri, Moronidae. The transcript has 7 exons. The coding region runs from base 52 to 2826 and encodes 924 amino acids. The record is from RefSeq and is a predicted model, not a curated record. Gene Ontology annotation, biological process: RNA processing. Gene Ontology annotation, molecular function: RNA binding. Gene Ontology annotation, cellular component: nucleolus.
AUUAGUCGAGCCUUCACACCGGAAGCGACAGAGAGGAGCACAGCAGGCAAGAUGGUGGCCACCAGGAGAGGAGUACGCGUGUGCUCCCCGAGUCAACCCGACCCCGAGCAGCCCUCCGAGGUCCCGGCCACUCCUACUAGUCGAAGAACCAGGAGCACUGCUAAACAAGCUGAGAGCCCUACCCAGCAUGCCCUGGUGGAGACCAGCAGCCAGCUUGAAAAAAGUGAGGCGUCUCCACCUGCGUCCUCAGUGAAAAGAUGUACCAGAGCGGCCAGACUCCACAGUCCAGAGCAGCCAUGCACACCCGUGGGCUCAACCCACGAAGCGGACAUAUCAGACGUAGAUUCCUGCUGCUCUCUGGUGUCCGACAUCGAACUACCGAAGACGCGAACAGGGGGGAGGAGGAGACAGCCCCGCGCAGUAAGUCAGGAAGAUGACGAGAUAUCUGAGGUGGAGUCGUGCUCUUCUGCAGUAUCCGCGACGAAAGCUGGCCGGAGUAGCCGGCGGAGCACGAGGAGGAAGGCGGCUCCUGAAAGCUCUGAUCCGACUCGUGUUGAGGUGGGAAACGUCAAGGUCGACUGGGCGCUGGAGGCCGAGUCCUGCAGCUCUGCGGUCUCUGAAUCCCAGAGAGUCACCAGAAGUCAGAGGAAAAUUACUCGCACCAGAUCAUCUGCCAAACAACAAACUGAGGACUCCGAGCUCUCAGACGCUGACAGCUACAUGUCCAGCGUCUCAGGAGCUGAAGUUUUGAAGUCCACCACCCGCAGAUCUACGAGAUCCAGAAGGCAAACAGGUCCCAUCCCCAUCCACUUAGACGAAGCCUCGGAAAGCUCUCUCUCCCCUGGGCCAACAGCUCGAAGGAGCCGGGCAGCAAGAGGGAAGACAGCAGCCACUGUAGAUGUCAGUGAGCCCCAGUCUUGUGACUCUGAAGGGUUUGAGUCCGGGCCCACUUACAGUAUGAGGACUCGUAGACAAGGAAAGGCCAAAGCCCUAGACUCGGACUCUGACCUGACCGACGUGCAUUCCCCGAUGGGCAGCCCCUGCUCCACACGCAGCAGAGGGACUCCCUGCAGCAGCCGCACCGGCUCGGGGAACAGCAGCCGAGGUGCUCCGGCCUCCCGGCACUCAGUCAAGGAUCUUAGUGUUGUUCUAGAAAAAGUCGCGGAGCCAGCUGAGGACACGUCAUUGAAUGGUUCUAGGUUAGAGACUACAGUGAUCGCUGAGGACGCAGACUGCACGCUGCUGGAGGAAGACGAGAGCCAAACAUUGGAAGAAAAAGAGAAGGACGGUGUGAAUAGUACUGAUCUCACAUCAGAUGAGCCUAAUACAGCAAGAGUGGAAAAGGGAGUAAUUGUCAUUUCAGAAGAAGACUCCCAUGUGUCUCCUCCACUAUCAGACAGCCCUGUUUGUACUGAGGAAGCUGUUAGUAAACCUGCAGUGACUGUCAGACACCAGCAGGAGGAGCUGUGUGAUGAAAAUAAGGACGGGGAUGCCUCAGAGAUGGAAAUGAUGCAGGAACUAGUCCAGUCAUCAGAGCCGUUAAAGCCUUGCCAAUCAGUUACAGUAACAAUAUGUGAGAGGACUUCUGAAACCGCAGAGGAGGCUGAAGAGAAGGACCACGCUACGGCAGCAGCUGAUGUGGACGCCCCCCCUUCACAGGGAGAUGAGGCUGUGGAUGAGGCUGCUGCUGUGGAAACCCGGCCUAGCGAGGAGGAGAAAAUGGAAGUGAGCACACUGGUUGAAUCCAGUGAGGUCCACGUUGAGUCCAUUCAGGUAACAUCCAGCCAGCAGCACAACAUCACGGUGGAUUCUGUCCCUGAACAGCAACCCAAAGACGUCAUUGUCCAAAAUAAGAAAAUAAUUGGCCUCCUGGAGAGCAGCGAGGAUGAAGACGAAGAGGAGGAGAGGGAUGUUUCUGAAGAGGAGGGUGAGGAGGAUUUGGGGCAUGGUUCACUGGAAAGAGGAGAGCCUUCCGAUAGGUCUGCAGCAGCAGGGACAUCAGUUGAUGGACUGUUUAUGAUCGACACACGGCCUGGACAGGAGGCCGACGAACACUACUACAAGGAGAAGCCAACGGAGGAGGAGGAAGAGGAAGAGGAGGAGAAAGCCACAAAGGAGCAGCAGGAGGAGCAAGAUGAGGAGUUCAUGGAUGAGGAAGGGGAUGAUGAUGAUGACGAAGCUGCAAACAUCCUCUUCUCGAGUAGAAAUCCUCUGUUGAAAGAGAUGUCCAGCCGUAUUGACCCUGGCAUCAGAAUGAAGGAGCUCGGGGGUUUAUACAUCAAUUUUGAUGGCAGCAAAUCAAAACCUGUCUCCAGUUCGCUGCAAAAACUAAAGGAAAAGAAGAUCCAAGAUGAGGUGAUGAAAAGGAGUGUGAUUGGACCAGACUUUGAAAAGAAGGACGCAGUGCCUCCAUACAGUGAAUCCAAACAAGCCUUAAAGUUGAAACACAGAGUUGAGAGGGAGAAAUCUACAGGAGAUGCUUGGUUUAAUAUGAAAGCCCCCGAGAUCUCCCAGGAGCUGAAAGGAGACCUUCAAGUCCUGAAGAUGAGAGGCUCCAUGGAUCCCAAGAGGUUCUACAAAAAGAAUGACAGAGAUGGCUUUCCCAAAUAUUUCCAGGUUGGUACAGUGGUGGACAGCGCUGUCGACUUCUAUCAUUCCCGUAUUCCCAAAAAGAGCAGGAAGAGAACCAUGGUGGAGGAGCUGCUGGCUGAUGCUGAGUUCAGGCACAACAAUAAAAAGAAGUUCCAGCACAUUGUGACGGAGAAAGCAGCACAAGGAGCCGGAAAGAGGAACAACAAGAAGAAAAAUAAAUUCCAUAAGAAGUAAAUCUGAAGACUCGACGUGACUCUGAAAGGCUUUACACAGAUAACUGAUAUUAUCUCCACUUCUUUAAACAUGACUACGUAAAACUUUAUUGCUUUACGUGUAUACACAUGAAGAAGCUGACUGUAUAAAAAAAGAUGAUACAAGAUAUUAAAAGUAGUCAUUACUUUGUAGAGUUACCAGAAGAUGUUUGUACAUGCUUAUAUUUACAACUGAAACAAACAUUGAUUUUUAAUCAAAUGGACGUGUAUUUUCCAAAUGUUUUGCUGCAAUGUAAUCAUAGUCAUUCUUUAAAUACAUUCAUCAAAUGAACAUUAAAACACUUUGACUGGCA